GAAGACAUUCACGCUGUCGUAUACCGGUACACACGUUUUUAACGCGAUUGAAAAACAAGUGGACAACGUAUUGCUUGCAAAUCAACUGAACUACACCAACUUCUGUUGUCUUUUGGUCUUUGCUAUUAGCUAACCUACCUAGCCACUAUGAUUUCUGUCUGCUCGUAGCCGAAGCUGGAAGCUACAGAUGUGCGCAUCUCAAGCUUGCUAGCUAAGAGAAGCUAGCUUCACUAGCACGAUCAGCUAUGAAUGUAGGGCUCACAUACUUCAGCACUGAUUCGUCAACAUUUUAAAGAGCAAGAAUGAGCAGCCUGGAUCAGAACCAGCGUCUCCAUCCUAGUUGCCGUGACAAAACAACAGUCUCUAGUGAUUCAUCAGACACUUCUGAGCUCGCCAAGCAGCCUCUCCAAGGUCUAAAAUUGGCAUCGCAUGCAGUGCUGGAGAAGGCACAGGAGAGGGGCAGGUUGAAAUGCUCUAAAUGUGGAGGAUCAAGGAUGUUCUUCUGCUACACAUGCUGCUCAUUACUGGGUGUCAGCCCGCAAGAAAUCCCCUUAAUCACGCUUCCUGUGAAGAUAGACAUCAUCAAGCAUCCCAAUGAGACGGAUGGCAAGAGCACUGCAAUCCACGCCAAGAUCCUCGCACCCAGUGACGUCACCAUAUACACUUACCCCUGCAUACCGGACUAUGAAAAGGACCAGGUGGUGUUGGUGUUCCCUGGUCCAGGGGCUGUCUCAGUUCAAGACAUGAUGCAGUGGUUGCGUGACAGGACCGAAAGCAGGUCACAUGGCUCCUCUCAUGAACCCUGCAUAAAGAGGCGGAAAAGUGAGGAAGUGCAAGGCGCCACACACAGCGCAGAGAACCCGGAGUCAGGGAACCCAGAUGAAGCAAAGGGCUUGGAGUCAAGUGUGUAUCCCCUACAGAGGGUGGUCUUCAUUGACAGCACAUGGAACCAGACCAACAAGAUCAGCACAGAUGAGAGACUGCAAGAUUUGCUCCGGGUAGAGCUGAAGAUGAGGAAAACGUGUUUCUGGCGCCAUCAGAAGGGCAAACCAGACACCUACCUAGCUACUAUCGAGGCUAUUUAUUAUUUCCUCAAUGACUUCCACGUGCAUUGCCUUUCUCAGGAGUACAAAGGAGAAUAUGAUAACCUUCUCUUCUUCUACUCCUACCUGCACUCAGUUGUCAACAAAGCCAAGACUGCUGCUGGAAAAUGCUGAGAAAUGCUGUGAGGAAAAACUGAAAUCAGCUACAAGAGACUGUUGUGAGCUUUAGCUGAAGAGUAGAUUCACAUGCUAGCCCUUGUAAGAUUUUUUUUAGCUGAGUGUCAUUUGAUUUUGUAAGGAAUACUAUUUGUAUAAGAAUAUGCAAUAAUAAAAAAGGGUUUCCAGUUGCCAAACAUUAAUAAGGUGUGUUUUGAUACAUGAGUAAAUACAAGACAUAGCUCUGAAA
Messenger RNA from Perca fluviatilis (European perch), 1449 nucleotides. It is a transcript of the gene dtwd1, whose product is annotated as DTW domain containing 1. Gene Ontology annotation, molecular function: tRNA-uridine aminocarboxypropyltransferase activity. The transcript has 5 exons. NCBI's taxonomy places the organism in Eukaryota, Metazoa, Chordata, Actinopteri, Perciformes, Percidae. The coding region runs from base 303 to 1217 and encodes 304 amino acids. Gene Ontology annotation, biological process: tRNA modification. Gene Ontology annotation, cellular component: nucleus. The record is from RefSeq and is a predicted model, not a curated record.